Messenger RNA from Drosophila elegans, 905 nucleotides. It is a transcript of the gene Sbds, whose product is annotated as ribosome maturation protein SBDS. Bases 48 to 806 code for a protein of 252 amino acids. Gene Ontology annotation, biological process: cytosolic ribosome assembly; ribosome biogenesis. The record is from RefSeq and is a predicted model, not a curated record. The transcript is spliced from 2 exons. Lineage: Eukaryota; Metazoa; Arthropoda; Insecta; Diptera; Drosophilidae.
GGCUCAUCCCUAAUUACGCAGCUUUUAUUAUUUUUAUUUUAACAACAAUGUCGAAGAUAUUUACCCCGACAAAUCAAAUACGCCUCACAAAUGUCGCUAUUGUGAGGUUGAAAAAGGGAGGCAAACGCUUUGAAAUAGCCUGCUAUAAAAAUAAAGUGCUUUCUUGGAGGAGCAACAGCGAAAAGGACAUCGAUGAAGUGCUGCAGACCCACACAGUGUUCACCAAUGUCUCCAAAGGACAGGCGGCCAAGAAGGACGAGUUGCAGAAGGCCUUCAAUAAAACAGAUGAAACGGAGAUUUGCAAGGAGAUCCUGAGCAAGGGAGAACUCCAGGUGUCGGAAAAGGAGCGUCAAAGUUGCCUGGACACCCAGCUGAACAGCAUAGUCAAUUCCGUGGCUGCCCUUUGUGUAAAUCCGGAGACCCGUCGUCCAUACUCCGCCUCCAUCAUCGAGAAAUCGCUGAAGGAUGCCCACUUCUCUGUGAAGAUGAACAGGAACACCAAGCAGAACACACUGGAGGCCAUUAAGAUGCUCAGGGAGCACCUGCCCAUCGAAAGAUCACGCAUGAAGCUGCGGGUUAGCUUCGCAGGAAAAGAGGGAGGUGGCAAGCUCAAGGAGUCGGUGGUCAAGCUGGCCAACACCGUGGAGCACGAGGAAUGGGACGAGGCCACAUUGCACCUCACUUUGCUCAUAGAUCCUGGCCAGUAUCGCGUCAUUGAUGAGUUGGUGAGGAACGAGACCAAGGGCAAAGGACUGCUGGAGCUGCUCGAACUGAAGGAAGUUGUGGAGAGCGAGGAACUGUUCUAGAAAUUUUAACCCCCCCUAAAAAUCAUCCGUUUGGUAAUGUUUAUGUAAAACAUAAAUGAGACUAUGUGAAAAUUAUAACGAUUUUGAUUUCUUGAAAAA